Messenger RNA from Archocentrus centrarchus (flier cichlid), 4546 nucleotides. RefSeq names its product WD repeat domain 62 (gene wdr62). The transcript is spliced from 34 exons. Gene Ontology annotation, molecular function: protein binding. The record is from RefSeq and is a predicted model, not a curated record. Gene Ontology annotation, biological process: negative regulation of canonical NF-kappaB signal transduction; positive regulation of JNK cascade. Gene Ontology annotation, cellular component: cytoplasm. The coding region runs from base 172 to 4404 and encodes 1410 amino acids. Lineage: Eukaryota; Metazoa; Chordata; Actinopteri; Cichliformes; Cichlidae.
UCCUGGAGCGACGGUUCAGCUGAAGCGGAGACAAGCGGCCGUCGGCAGCGCUGUACCCAGCGGAAAGUUUUUCGUUUAAGGGCUUUUAUGGCGCCACGCCGCGGUGUUUAGACAGAGAUUACCCCAGUGUUUCCGUGAAUUUAGUAACUUUAUUAAAGUGAGGCGGGUGUCAUGGCAGAGGGAGCGGACUGCGGGUCAGUAAACCCUGCAAAAAGGAAGCACCCGGCCGGGAGGAAGAGCCGACAGAGCCAGGGGAAGAGGAGCUCCAGUAGCCGGGUCUGUCUGGAGAAAGUCUUGGGCAUCACCACAGCCAGCAGCAGUGGUUUGACCUCUGACCCCAACACAGGGCUCAUUGCCUACCCUGCAGGGUGUGUCGUCGUGCUGCUUCACCCGAAGAAGAACAAGCAGAGUCAAAUCAUCAACACAUCCAGGAAACCCUUCAGUGCACUGGCCUUCUCUCACGAUGGGAAACACCUGGUCACUGGUGAGAGUGGUCACAUGCCCUGCGUGCGGGUCUGGGAGCUGGAUGGAGGUCAAGUGGCCGAAGUUCAGUCCCACAAAUACGGCAUUUCCUGUGUGGCGUUCUCCACCAACAGCUCCUACAUCGUCUCCGUGGGAUACCAGCACGACAUGACCGUGAGCGUGUGGGACUGGAAGAAAGGUUCGAUCAUCGCCUCCAACAAAGUGUCCAGCCGAGUGUUCGCCAUCUCCUUCUCUCAGGACAGCAGCUACUUCGUCACCGCAGGAAACCGCCACAUCAAGUUCUGGUACCUGGACGCCUCCAAAGAGCGACGGGUGAACAGCACGGUCCCUCUGAUUGGCCGCUCUGGGUUGCUAGGCGACCACAAGAACAGCGUGUUCUGCGGGGUGGCGUGUGGGCGGGGCCGCAUGGCGUCCAGCACCUACAGCAUCACCAGCUCCGGUCUGCUGUGUAUGUUCAACAGCAACCGACAUCUGGAGGCCUGGGUCAACCUGAAGACGGCGUCAGCCAGCUGCCUGGUGGUCAGCGAGAGCUUCAUUUUCUGCGGCUGUGCUGACGGCAUCAUCAGGGUGUUCGGUCCAUCCAACCUGCAGUACAUCACCUCGCUGCACCGGCCACACCGCCUGGGAGUCGACCUCACGCAGUCUGGGCAGCACGGAAGCCUGCUACCUGCCAGCCCAGGUGCUCAGUACCCCGACACAUUGGCUUUGACCUUUGAUCCUGCUGCCGGAUACCUGACCUGUGUGUACAACGACCACAGUCUGUAUGUGUGGGAUGUUAAAGAUGUGAGGAAUGCAGGGAAGCUGUACUCGGCUCUGUACCACAGCAGCUGUGUGUGGAGUGUCGAGGUGUAUCCGGAGCUGUCGGAUCCGGCCCGGGCCUGCCUGCCGCAGUCCUCUUUCCUCACCUGCUCAUCUGAUAACACCAUCAGACUGUGGCACACCGACCCUCCCAUUGGACACAGAAACCUCUACAGCAAUGACUUGUUGAGGAUCUUGUAUGUGGGGGAGAACAUGCAGCACCUACAGGCAGAGGGGGAGGCAGCAGGGGCUGAUGGGAAGGCGGGGAUCAAAGUUCUCGGCAUCAGUCCAGAUGGGCAGCACCUGGCAGCCGGAGACCGUUGUGGAAACCUGCGGAUCUUCGGUCUGGAGUUUCUGGACGAGCUGGUAAAGAUCGAGGCUCACGACUCGGAGGUGCUGUGUGUGGAGUUCUCUCCGACAUCCACAGGUGUGAAGCUGUUGGCGUCGGCCAGCAGGGACCGACUGAUCCACAUCUUCAACCUGGAGAAGAACUACAGCUUGGAACAAACCCUGAACGACCACUCUGCCUCCAUCACCGCCGUCAAGUUCACAGGUGAGAGCCCGGACAUUCGAAUUGUUAGCUGUGGAGCCGACAAGAGCAUCUACUUCCAGACAGCUGAGCAGACUUCGGAGGGUUUGCAGUUCUCCAGGAGUCGCCACGUGGUGGAAAAGACAACUCUGUACGACAUGGACCUGGACUCAUCCAGGACUCACGUCGCCAUCGCCUGUCAGGACCGAAACGUCAGGGUUUACAACGUGGAAACGGGAAAGCUGAGGAAGUGUUUAAAAGGCUCGUCCAGUGAUGAAGGAGCCCUCUUGAAGGUUCAGAUGGAUCCAUCGGGGUCUUUCUUCGCCACGAGCUGCUCUGAUAAAAACAUCACCAUCUUUGACUACGAGUCAGGAGAGUGUGUCUCCACCCUGUUCGGACAUUCAGAGCUCGUCACCUGUAUGAGGUUCAGUCAGGACUGCAGACACCUGAUCACAGUGUCAGGAGACAGCUGUGUGUUUGUGUGGCGGCUGGACUCUCAGAUGACCAGCAUCAUGAGGAAGAGGCGGGGCCUCAGGCUGACCGCCGCAACUGAAACCCACAAAAAGCCAGACAUCAGGAGGGAGACCUUCAUCACAGUGCCCUCCUCUCAACUGCCCCAGAUGGAGGAAGAGGAGGAGGAAGAGUCUGCACUCAGGACUCCGUACAGGCUGGACCCGUAUCCUGCUGCUCCGCUGCUGCAGACCAACGGGAAACUCCCCCAGUGGUUCAAAAAGCUGCAAGGGGAGGGCGGAGUCUCCUCCACCGUCCAACCAGAAGGUGAGCCUCGCCAAGUGCGCAGUCGAUGGGCGGAGCAGCUGAACCCUGUGACCAUCUGCGCCAGCUUCUCUCCAAGUCCCAACAAGAACUGCGAGGAGGAAGAGGAAGACGAGCAUUUCCACCCUCAGAGUCUGGAGUGUCUGCUGGAAGAGGAGGAAGAGGAGGAGGAGGAGGAAGAAGGAGAGGAUGAGGAGAAGGUGCUGCAGACUGAGGGUGGAGCACAGAACACCUACAUCCUGUACCCCAGCAACACCACCGCCACCGCCGACAGCGAGUUUGAGGUGGAGGGUGUUACUGAUCCACAGCAGUCUCUGAGCCAGCUGGAGGUCAGGGGUCAGGGGGUGGAACCUGUGUGGAACACACAGAUGAGUCCAGACUCUGCCUGUUCUGAGGGAUCUGUAGGAAGUCUGGAGCAACAGCACGACCCUGACACCGACUCGCUGAGUCAGGGCAGCUCUGUGGGCAGUUUGGGUUUGGAGGACGACGAGGACAGAAACUCUCUGAAGAACCACUUUGAAACUCUGGCCUCCAGUCUGAGCGAAGAGAAGUUUGACACAGACCUGAGGGCUCUGCAACCUCUGGACGAAAAAAACUUCCUGAACCCCCGACUCAGCAUCUCCACUCGCUUCCUGUCCCGCUUCCAGGACAGAAUCAGGGCGAGCCGAGCUCCGCCUCCCGUCUCUAUCCCAACCAGGAUCUUGGAGGAGAGCAGCAUCAGCAGCACAUCGGUGAACUCGGAGUCGAGCAGCGGCGUCUCCUCAGCCGGACCCACUCAGAGAGAAAACGACGGCAGAGCGGGAGAAGCGAACUGUCACCAAUCAGUCCUUCAUAGAAGAGCUUCCUGUGCAAUUUCCCAUCAGCCCCAACGCCGCUGCGCACCACGCAGAAGAAACACUUCGCUGGUUGUCCUGUGCAGAAGGACGUUAGGAGAUGUGACCUCCAGGACCAUUGCAGCCCAAAACAGCAGCAGCGAGGAGUCUGCAGAACAGCAGCCAGCACCUCGGCUCGGAUACCUGGGAACCACAGCCAGCUCCAGGGCCAAAGUGAGCCGGGAUGCAGUUGCCACUUUACCCUCCUCCACGUCCAUGCUGGAGGAGAACAAAGAGAACCUCGUCUCCUUAGCAGAUCACCAGCCUGCAGCAGCCACCCUGCAGUCUGCUGGUCAGGAUGGCAAACCUGACAACCAUCAGGACCAAACCAGCAGCCCGCAGGAGUGGACGACGCCCACUCGGGUGGUGUCACAGGUCAGAGUCGACAGGUUUAGUGUCACCAGCACAGAGGACACCAUAAUCCAGACCCCUGUGGUCACACCCACCACCUGUGAUGUCAUCACCUGCGCUUCCUCCAUGCAGAAGGAUGGUCCAAGACUGUCAGAGACAAGAGUGGGGACUGAUCCAGUUCCAGAUGUUUCUCCGGCAGCUGAUUUGCUGUUCUCUGCUCCACCCACCACCUCCUCCUCCCCUCUCUCAGAAAGGCUCCACCCCCCUCGCACAGGUUCAGGAGAUGAAGAUGAAGAGUCGGUCAGUCUGCAGUGUCUGCAGGUCGCUGCUGAGCUGAGAGAGACGACGAGACGAGCCGUCCAUCUUUACCAGAAGCUCGGAGCGUCACUCGGAGCUUCGGAGCGGUGCCUUCAGGCGUCGUCAGCCAUGCGGGAGGCGUUUGGCAUGGUUAACUCUGAUCUGCGGGCAGUGCUGCAGGAGUCGGACGACGGCGGCGCCCCCUGUGGUCAGCUGGAGGACAGCAGAACAGCGUCUCUGCUGGAGAAAUACUCGGAGCUGCUGCUGCAGAUGGUGGAGGAGAAAAUGAAGCGCGUGUGAAGGCCGGGUGGGGGCGGGCUGAUUUUAAACAGUAUUAAACUGUGUGCACCUUAUGUCUGUCUGUCUGUGUCUGAGUUUUAAUCACAGUCAGUGCCUGUAAAUAAACUGUAGUUUAUGUUUUUUAAUAAAUGCAGUGUUUAUA